CAGAGUUGGAGGAAAGUUUGAGGAACGCGGAUGAAGCCGAAGGUGAAAGCGAAAGAGCCGAUGAAGAGGGAAAUCAAAGACAUCAAUCUUCCCGAGUUCCUGACGUCGAUGAAGAUAUUACGAUAAGAAAAAAACGAAGCCAACAGCAUCACAGCGUAAUGAUAAACCUCCUUCACCGAGUCGAAAAAUGGAAGAUGUUGAGGUCUAUGCGAAGCUGUAUCGAGAAUCAUGUGCUAGUGCGCAGCUGCGCGGAUGACGAGGCUAGAUUGCAUGCCGCGAAUAUGUUAGGCGAACAAGGGUUUGGAGGUGAGAAAAUAGCUGGAGACGCAGUUCUCGAGCGACUGGAAUGGUUGAUGGAUGAGUGUAAUCCACCUACGGAAACAGUAGAGACUGCCACUGCUGGAACACGAACAAAUGCAGAUGAAGGUUUCGCACUUGGCAAACUCGUUGAAGAGAUAAUCGGAACGUCCGAUGUCUUCUUAGGGAAGGAGUUUAUGUUGAAUGCAGUGGCGGAGUUGUUUUGCUCCGCUGAUGGUGGUCGUGGUGGUGGCGGAUCUGGAGAAGGCGAUGAAAAUGAAAACUCAGAAGAACCACAGUCAACACAACCACCAAGGCUGAUGUAUUUUCAGGAUCCGGUCACAAAAUUGCUAGUUAUUUGCAAUGCAGAUGCUGAGUUUCCGAUUUACGAUGGUACAACUAGUUCUACUACGAGAAUCAGCGCAACCAAAGAUUGUUUGCCACAGGGAACGGCCAUUUUCACUCCAGACGGUAACGAGAUGCUCAGUUUGGGUGUGGAAGGGUGUAAUCUUUCGAGCUUCUCGAACAAGCGUGAGGGCAACCGCGGAAUGUCGCUUCACAUUCCUACAGACGUCGACAUACGCAAAUUGAUGGCCAGAUACAAGAAAUGGGAACAGGCCGGAUAUGGAGAACUAGAUCUUCACUACUUGAUGAUCAAGAACGUUGUUAGUAGUCCUCGUUGUUCUACUUCAUCUUCUGGGGAAGAUGCAAGUUGUACGACAUCAAUAGACGACCCUCAAACUGAAGGUGUGCGCCGGAGAACUAGGGUUGCGCAUGAAGGCGGUACGCACUUGAUUCGUUUCAGUGCUGUGAUCAAUGCCCAUUUGGCGCUCAAGGUUCCCGGAAGAUACUCUGACCACGACAAAAUCCGAAGAUGUCUAAAUGACACUCCUAAAGGGUGGGGGUUAGACGAUCCGGAAUGGUACGACCCACUAGAAGGAAGCGAUAUUCUGGGAACAAAUGCUGGGUUGAGACAUGCAAAACCGAUUUACCAUGACAAGGAGACCAACCUUUUCGUGUUACAGGCAAACAUGAAAGAAGUGGAAAAAUUAGCGUCGCGAAAAGAUAUAUUUAUUCAUAAAUCAUGUACACCUUCAUCUUCUAGUUCACUUUCAAGCACAGAUUCAAGCACUGUUGGGCUCUCGUGCUCGUCCGCUUCAAAGCUUAUUGAAAACAGCGACUACCAUGCCUCCAAAUCCAAGCAAGACAUCCUCCAAGACACCCCCGAACGGCCCCAGAAGCCUCGAGAUGGCCCAAGACUGCCCCCGAAUGGGCCCGCAAAAAAGAACUACAAUAAGAGACGCUGCUGUAGUAUUUUCUAAGAGGUACAGCAGGUACUUCCAAAUGAUCAAGAGGCCGAGUCAUGAUGGGAGUAGGUAAUAAAAUGAAUGUCGACAUCAACAGCCCAUAAUAUUACAGAAGGAACGAAAAAGAUCGAUUUGCUGGGGCAAGAUGUAGUACGGGCACUUGUAACUCCUUAGCUUCUUUUGAUACUUAUUCUUGACCAAGCUGGCCACUGGAGGCUAAGAAUUGCAUUCCGCGUAUGGUGGAUAUUCAGUUAGGGAACUUCCUUUAGAAGUUUUAGACAGAGAGUUGCAUUCCUAGUAUGGGUACGCGUAUGGUGGAUAUUCUUCAGUUAGGGAACUUCCUUUAGUUUUAGACUAAGCAUCAAGAGGUGCUUAUGGGUCGUACGCGUAUGGUGGAUAUUCAGUUAGGGAACUUCCUUUAGUUUUAGACAGUAAGCAAGAGGUGCUGACUAAGCAUCAAGAGGUCGUGUUUUGCUUCUCCUAUUAUAACGGACUAAAGGAAAUAAGUGUGAGAACGUUCUACAGAAAAAGAACGUUCUAAAGAAAAGAACGUACGUACAACUAUU
This is a messenger RNA of Amoebophrya sp. A25, 2170 nucleotides long. Lineage: Eukaryota; Dinophyceae; Syndiniales; Amoebophryaceae. The record is from the annotation of a GenBank genome assembly.